UGAUUGAUUACUAAACCUCUUUCCUAAUGUUUCCACAGGAGUCUCCCCAGGACAGUGCCAUCACCCGGGAUAUUAACCGGACAUUCCCAGCCCAUGACUAUUUUAAGGACACAGGAGGAGAUGGACAAGAUUCCUUAUAUAAAAUAUGCAAGGCAUAUUCUGUGUAUGAUGAAGAGAUUGGCUAUUGCCAGGGCCAGUCAUUUCUCGCUGCUGUUCUGCUUCUCCAUAUGCCUGAAGAACAGGCAUUCAGUGUUCUGGUCAAGAUCAUGUUUGACUAUGGUCUCAGGGAACUUUUCAAGCAAAACUUUGAAGAUUUGCAUUGCAAAUUUUACCAGUUGGAGCGACUCAUGCAGGAAUACAUCCCUGACCUGUACAACCACUUCCUGGAUAUAAGCCUUGAAGCACACAUGUAUGCCUCCCAGUGGUUUCUUACACUUUUCACUGCAAAAUUCCCUCUCUACAUGGUCUUCCAUAUCAUCGACCUGCUUUUAUGUGAGGGAAUAAGUGUUAUUUUUAAUGUCGCCCUUGGAUUAUUAAAGACUUCCAAGGACGACUUGCUGCUGACAGAUUUUGAAGGUGCCUUGAAGUUCUUCAGGGUCCAGCUUCCGAAGAGAUAUCGCUCAGAAGAAAAUGCGAAAAAGCUAAUGGAAUUAGCUUGCAGCAUGAAGAUUAGUCAGAAGAAGUUGAAAAAAUAUGAAAAAGAAUAUCACACCAUGAGGGAACAGCAGGCCCAACAAGAAGACCCGAUCGAGCGAUUUGAGCGAGAGAACCGGCGUCUACAAGAAGCUAACAUGAGGUUGGAACAGGAAAAUGAUGACUUAGCCCAUGAGCUGGUAACCAGCAAGAUUGCACUGCGCAAGGACCUGGAUAACGCUGAAGAGAAGGCAGAUGCACUCAAUAAGGAGCUGCUUAUGACCAAACAGAAGUUGAUUGAUGCGGAAGAAGAGAAGAGACGGCUGGAAGAUGAGUCUGCUCAGUUAAAAGAAAUGUGUCGUCGGGAACUCGACAAAGCAGAAUCUGAGAUUAGAAAAAACAGUUCCAUCAUUGGUGACUACAAGCAGAUUUGUUCUCAGUUGAGUGAAAGAUUGGAGAAGCAGCAGACAGCUAAUAAAGUGGAAAUUGAGAAAAUUCGGCAAAAAGUGGAUGACUGUGAGCGCUGCCGGGAAUUUUUCAACAAAGAAGGUCGCAUAAAGGGCCUAAGCUCAGCCAAGGAGGUUUUAGAUGAGGACACAGAUGAGGAGAAGGAGACCCUGAAGAACCAGCUGAGGGAGAUGGAACUGGAGCUGGCCCAGACCAAGCUGCAGCUGGUGGAAGCGGAGUGCAAGAUCCAGGACUUGGAGCACCAUUUAGGCCUUGCCCUGAAUGAGGUACAGGCCGCCAAGAAGACGUGGUUUAACCGAACCCUGAGCUCCAUAAAGACGGCAACGGGGGUUCAAGGGAAAGAGACUUGCUGAGUGAAGUGGCUGCCUCCAGACACCUUCAGAAAACACGACACCUUUUGUUGCCUUCUUUGGCCAGAUGUGUGAUUCUGUGACAUGUCCCAGGACCAGAAUGUACCUAAGUCAGAUCCAUAGCAGCAUGUUGGUAGGUCAUUGGACCAGAGCUCAUGAAGCAGUCAGCCUCUCUGGGGUAAGGCUCUCCUAACUACUGAUGCUAACAGGCCUGCUGGCUGAGUGACGCUCUGGACACGCUCUGGGAAACCAUCCUCCGUGUGAGCUCCCAGGCCUCUUCCUGGUGUGGGUCACCACCUCACCCAGCCCAAGGGCUGAGUUGACAUUAUCGGAGUUUGGGGAUCCUUCAGGCUUUUGGUUUUUUUCUAAACCUUUAAUCUUUUUUUUGUUUGUUUUUAAAUAUACAUAUUAUAUAUAUAUUGUGGGGUGGGGGUGGGGUGGGCAGGGGAUCAGUAUCGCAAAUAAUUCUUAUCUACUUCGUGCCAGCAUAGGGUCCUCCAGGUAGACGCGGAGAAGCACUUUGUUUUAAAUAGGAGGGUUUCCUGGUUGUAGUUGAAGCCACCUAGUUUUGUUAAAGAACACAUUGCACAGGUGUUGGGUUUGGCAUUAUUCACGUUUCUGAUCAAUUCUAUGCAACUCUUCUAGUUCCUCUUGUUUUUAGUGUUAGCUGCCAAAACGUCACAGGGCUGGGCUGGGCGACUUGACCGACUGUGAGACAGGGUUAAUCAUAACGUGGACAAAUCUUAUUUUGCUUCAUGUGUCGUGUGUGUGUGUGUGUGUGUGUGUGUGUGUGUGUGUGUAUAAAUAUCUUUUCCCAGUGUGCCCAACUGACAGUGUUUAAAUCCCAGACCGAGACUGAUCUGCACAACCUAAUUAUGUGGAUAUUUGGGCACUUAAUGUCACUCCAGUUCUGCUGGGCUCCACUCUCCUCCCCCACCUUCUCGAGAGCUGGGAAAUGCUCCAUCACUUCAAGGUCCCUAGUGCUUUUGCACAACAGGUCAUACAGGCAAGGAGGACACUGCGCCGUGUGUGUGUGUGUGUGUGUGUGUGUGUGUAGACACAUGUGCGGGAUGCACAGGCCCAGGCCCGGUCCUGCUGACCCGUGUCCCUCCCCAGCUGUCUGGGCCCCUGGGCCCUCCCCCGAGUGUGCUGGGUGCAGACCUCGCUGUUCAGAUGGGCUGCAGGUUCUCACUUCAAAACUACAGAAUAGAGGUUUUAGCACCUUUAAAAAAACAAAUAACCUAGACCUUUUAAUUUAUAUAGUGAUAUGCUGACGGGCUGGCGCCGAUGAUCUGGUCUCCGCACGCAGGGUGCAGGUAGCUGUUCUAAGAGGCACUGGUUUGUGUAUAAAGAUUCUUGGGUUGUUUUGUAUCUCUUUUCCUGUUGGCUAUACUAACGCUUGCUGAGGUCACUGUGACAAGGGAGGUAACAAUGGCAACCCCCACCCCCCGAACCACACCCUCCACCGCUUUCCGUGUCUUUCUUGUUCAGUUACCAAAACAGCUGUAAGCCCAUCUAAAACUAGGUGCGUGGACAUUGUGCUAGGGUAGUUUCAGUGUGUCAACUUUAUGAACUGAAAUAUAAACCAGUAAAAUUGUAUUACUA
This is a messenger RNA of Lynx canadensis (Canada lynx), 3056 nucleotides long. RefSeq names its product rab GTPase-activating protein 1-like. The record is from RefSeq and is a predicted model, not a curated record. NCBI's taxonomy places the organism in Eukaryota, Metazoa, Chordata, Mammalia, Carnivora, Felidae. The coding region runs from base 27 to 1454 and encodes 475 amino acids. The transcript has 13 exons.